This is a messenger RNA of Drosophila persimilis, 3294 nucleotides long. RefSeq lists its product as uncharacterized. The transcript has 10 exons. The coding region runs from base 535 to 2442 and encodes 635 amino acids. The record is from RefSeq and is a predicted model, not a curated record. Lineage: Eukaryota; Metazoa; Arthropoda; Insecta; Diptera; Drosophilidae.
AAUCUCUAAGAGAUGAUAAAAGUUAUAUUUAAUGUUGCUUAAAUGAACUUUAACACAAAAAAAGCUACGUACCUUGGAAAAUAGAGAGACAUAAGUGUUGACUAUAGUCAAAAUAUCAAGUAUCAAGAUAACUUUAGAGGAUACAAUACAUCUAAUAUUGAAAAACAAUAAAGAACCCACAUAAAUCUUCCUUGUUCCAUAUAAAAUGCGCCAAAAAGUGCAGCAUCAGCUGAGCAGAAAGUUCACCUUCACCCAAUGAACACGGCCAUACGACAUCGUACCACUAACACACAUACUACGAGUAGUUAUAAGAAGAACAAAACAUAUGAAAAAUCGAUACUAAAAUCUGCAACAGCAGCAGCAGCCGCAACGCGGUCCCCGGCCGCGCCCACUUAUCCGACAACUACUCGUGAAUCCCCAUCGAAGCUACAUACAAAUCUAAAGGAAGAAAUCCAAUAGGCCAAAAGCAUCAAAGUGUUCGGAAACCAGGCCAUACCCAGCAGGGACACUACCGUCGAGGCGGGAAGCCGCAGAAUGGUGGAUGCCAAACCGCCGCCCGCCCCCACACCGGGAGCGGUGCCGGGAACAACUCCGCCUCUGGCCGCCUUUGCCGGUGAGCGAUCCAAAAUCAAAUUGUUCAUGGAGCGAACACCCAGCAUUGGGGCCCUCAAGUCCAAGUUUCUCACUGUGCUGGGCAACAGCAAUGAGCUGCUCAACGGAAUAUCAAAUAAGUUGACUUUGAGCUACAGCAGUAGCGAUUCGGAUUACUGUGAUGACGAUGAGGACAUCCCCAAGUUUGAUGAGACGAUUGACUACACAAAAAUCGAUUUUGAGGGACGUCGGGUGAAGGCUCGCCGUGCCCAUGAGGAGAUCAUCUCGGGUCGCUACAGACAACCCAAUCUGGCGCCACUCCAACACUUAGGUCCCCGCCCGGAGCCCACUCGGGGCCGUCAUGGGGCCCCGAAACGAGGGGCAGCUGCUGGGCAGCAAAGGUCCAACUCGGCUUCGUCCAGCAGCUCUGGGGGCAGCAGCAGCGACGAGAGCAGCUCCAUAUCGCUGCCCGAGAAUGCGGCAGCGGCAGCGGCGGGGGCGGGGGCGGCAGCAGCACCGCGCUCCCACGAUGUGAGCAGCACCACGCGCUCGGAUUCCAUUGAGAGCCGCAACUCGGGAGGCUAUGAGCGGCCCAGGGCCAUUGCCGGAGCCCGGCGCAGUGAGAUGGACGUGCAGAAGGACAUGCAACGCAUUAUUGAACUGCUGGAGGCCAAUCCGCCCCACAUCGAUGUGCAGCCGCCCACAGAAGGGGGAGGAGAAGUCGGCGGCGGGGGAGGUGGCGCUGGCUCGGUCAACCGUCAGCCCUGGGGAGCCGGCAGCAACUCGAUGCGAGUGCCACCGCGCAGUCGCACUUCCAAUAGCAGCACCCUGACCAGCCUGCGGGAUGAGGUGGACCAGGUGCUGGCCAGCCCCAGCGUUGAGUCCACCGACUGGCGGCACUUUAUCCGCUCCGAGUCGCAGAAUUCGGUGCCCUCGUGGGCCUCCUCCAUCAGUCUGGACUGCCGCGCCGGGGAGGAGCCCGUCAAGGAGUUCAUGAGGCUCUUCACCGAGCUGCUGUUCUACAAUACUGCGUGCGUCAACCUGGAGCUGAAGUCGGAGUUCGGGGUCCUGCUCCGCCUGGAGAUCGGUCGUCUCUGGUUCACGCGCUUCCUCACUGAGCAGCGCAACAAAACGAAGCGUCUCGAAUCGGUCACCUUCCACGGACUGCCUCAGUACUUUGCCUUGGCCCUGUUCGAGUGUGGGGAAUGCGAGGACUUUGGCCCGGCAUCGGUGCUCAUGAAUCUCUGUUUUCUCUUCUACCACGAAAUUGAAGUUCCUGGCUGCGAUCCCUAUCGCGAGUACCUGUUUCUCUCCCUACGGCAGCAGCCCAUCUGGCAUCAGCUGCACUUCUGGGACACUGUCCUCUGGGACGCCAUGCAGGCGGAUCGGGAGCAUCGCCUCGCCAACGUACAGCGGCGCCAGCAGAGACGUCAGCAUAAGAAGCAGCAACGGGUCUCCAUCCCAGGAACAGAGGCACCUCUAACGCCAGCUCCAACGGGGACCACAGCACCGGAAACUGCAGAUAAACCCGUGCGCAAGCAUGGACCCGAUUCCUCAUCCAGCUCCUCGCAUCAGGGCGCAAACUCGGGUUAUCCUCCGGCGACCCGAAGGCAAAGCAAAUUGAGUCCCGGACAGCCGCCGGUGCUGGGUAAAGAACACGAGGACACUGUAUUCCGGCAUCUGGGCGCCCUGACCUGCAACAUGCAUUCGCUGGGCACACCCAAGGAAUUGUGCAUCGACUUUCUCAAACGACAUGCUCAGGGCCACGAACUAUCCAAGGAUAAAGCAAAGCUCAUCCGAGACAAUGUCCAUCGCAUGUACCAUGAGACGGAACUCUGGGGCGCACGAUAAGCCAAGCAUAAGAAUGGAAUGGCCAGGACCAUGAGGCAGCCUUUGAGCGCUCAGAACGAAGGACACAUCGAAGAGGAAGAGGGCCAGCUCUGGUGACGGCAUCGUGGAGUACCCCCUCAAGAUAUAUGUACUUGUAUGUGUGUCACACUGGAUUCCAAAUCGGCGCAGUCCUGGUACUCAUCCAUUGCCUCCUUCAAUGCCAUGCCUUCUAGGCGAUAUCACUAUUGGGAAGCCGAUCUGCAGUGGCCCACACGGACCGGGGUAACUGUACAUCGAGGUGGCACAGCGACAAAAGGGACAAGUCGCCGCUCCUUCCCUUCUCAGCCAUUCAGCCGUAGGGUGUUUACACGCGGUAUGUGCCCAAGCCGCAUCUACCCAAUGAUGUGGACGUGGACUGUCAUCAGCAGCAGUAUCAGAACCUCAAUCUCAACGAGGAACUCUUGAGGUCAGGCCUCACCGACGAACUCCUGCAGCCCACCGCGGAGAAGCAACCACAACGUGAUUUCGGAUUUCGCCUUUCCACACAAGUUUCCCAUAAUCUACAUUAAUGACAACCACUGGGACAUCAAUUAGCCGGCGGCCUGAAUCGAUCUGUACAUUGGUAGGAGGAGACCACUCUCUGCUGCUGACCAAGGGGUACUACAAUAAACGAGAGCCUGCAGAACUACCAGUGGCUACCAAUGGCUUCCGUCUCUGCGUACAAUACAGUCACGGACCUCUGGAUGCUCCUGCCCCUGGGAUGCCGAUGACUGUACCGAUGAGGUGCCGAGGCUGCUGUUCAUAUUGCUGGCCGAGGAACGCUCGUAGGGCGAGCAGUGAUUUCAUUGAAAUUAACUAUUACACAUAGCGAUA